UCUCGUGAAUUAUAGGAGAGAGAGAGAGAGAGAGAGAGAGAGAGAGAGAGUAUGGGAUACGAGGAUUCACUGCCUUUUUUUGGGAUGUUAAUGGUGAUUUUGAUUCAAGUUGGCAAUAUGGAAGUAAGCCAAGUAGCCAUGUCCGCAGGGAUGAACAAAUAUGUCCUUGCUGUAUAUUCCAAUGCCCUCUCGACGCUCAUCCUUCUCCCACUUUCCUUCAUCUGCUGCAGGUCACAGCGUCCUCGGCCAGUAACUUUUUCCAUUCUUUGCAGGAUUUUCUUGCUUGCCCUGAUUGGAUGUUCCGGACAGAUACUAGAGUAUGCUGGUAUACAGUACAGCUCUCCCACGCUUGGUACAGCCAUGCUCAACCUUAUUCCCGCUUUUACCUUCAUACUUGCCAUCAUUUUCAGGAUGGAAAAACUAGAGUGGAGUAGCUCAAGCAGUCAGGCUAAACUUCUGGGUACCAUAGUAUCAAUCACAGGAGCAUCUGUUGUGACAUUCUACAAGGGCCCACCAAUCAUGAUGACACCCUCUUCUAGUCAACUUCUUCUGUCGCCACAAUCAAGCUGGAUCCUUGGAGGCAUUUUGCUCACAGCCGAUGCUUUUUCCUACUCUGCGUGGUAUAUAGUGCAGGCAUCAAUCCUUAAAAUCUACCCAGCAGUGCUUGUCAUAUUAUUUCACAUGUUCUUUUACUACACCAUUUUGUCUGCAGUAUUCACUCUGAUUAUUGUCAGGGACCCAGAUGCUUGGAGGUUAAGGCUUGACAUUGGUUUGGUGUCUAUAUUAUACACAGGAGUUGUUUCCUCUGUAUUGCGUGGUAGCUUGAGUACAUGGUGCCUGUCGAGGACUGGACCACUCUUUUGUUCUAUGUUCAAGCCCGUGGCGAUUAUCUUUGCUGUUGUCGUGGAUGUCUUUUUAGGAGAUGUUCUAUGUCUUGGAAGUGUGAUUGGAGCAGCAAUAACUGUAGUUGGAUUUUAUGCUGUGAUGUGGGGGAAAGCCAAGGAAGAAAAGAUGUACAUAGACAGUGGGGUGGUGAGUUUUGGAUCGUCCAGCAAAAAGAUCCCUCUGUUGCAAAACACAGAAUAGAAUGCCCUGUACAGUGAUUCAUAUGUAUUGGAAAAAAAAACCAUAUCACGGAUCCACCAAUGAGACGUUAACACCUAAGCUUGGAACAAGAAAAAUAAAUGCUAUCAAAACACUGGAUCAUACCAAAUCAACUAAAAAAAAUAUCCAUUUGUUCCUCA
Alnus glutinosa is the source of this 1244-nucleotide messenger RNA. Its product is annotated as WAT1-related protein At5g40240-like. Gene Ontology annotation, cellular component: plasma membrane. The record is from RefSeq and is a predicted model, not a curated record. NCBI's taxonomy places the organism in Eukaryota, Viridiplantae, Streptophyta, Magnoliopsida, Fagales, Betulaceae. The transcript is spliced from 7 exons. Gene Ontology annotation, molecular function: transmembrane transporter activity. Bases 52 to 1086 code for a protein of 344 amino acids.